UGGCGAUAUCGAGCGCGCGCUGUUUAAACUGAUUGCCAAGGGCAACACCGCUUGCACGGUGACCAAAACAAUGACAAAAUGCUCCCCAAUCCCCAACAAUUAGCCACCCUGUUGCCAGUCGAAUUCCAAACACUUUCACUUGGAGACUGCCGUCAUGUCACACACCGUCAUGUUCUAUGUGCGACUCGAGCUGCAGCUUCACGCGCUCACUUGUCCAGGGGUUUGGCUUUGCUCGCACGGCUAUCUGGAGGCAACUGUCAAGACACUUGGAUAUUAUUUUCGCACAGGCGCCAUGGAGCCUCGAUUUCCCAUGCUGUGUCACGACCACUUCAACAUGGAGGGCUACUUCAAGAGCGUCGACUCGUUGGAGAAAAUGCGUGAGAUGCUGAACGCCGAACAGCUUGAGAUAACAUUGUGGCAAAACGGAAGACGCCUAGCCUACUACAUAGGCAAGCUAGCCGAUGUAAUGCAACCACCUAUUCCACGCCUCAGUUGCGCUCACAAUCACAAUGUGCAGCUGCUAAUGAAAGCGACGACUGCCUUUCCAGGCAUUCUGGCACCCAAGGUGGAGCUGUCAGCUGAACUGCAGACGCAGGACAAACAGCGCAACAGCUGCCACAUUGAUCUGCAGCGUCCACUAAACAAUCGCCAUGUGGAGAGCCGUUGCCUAAGUCGCUUGGAGAUGCCUCGCAAGCAACAAGCUGUGUGUCAUGCCAAGCAAUCUAAUUGCUGGCCCAGCAGCGCAAGCUGCAGUUACUCCACAUCGCCAGGUAGUCGGAGACUGUCGACUUGUUCGAACAGCACUCAGUUGAGUGCAGAUUCUCAGACCUCCAGCUGGACGCAGUGCAGCCACGCGACUACGACGGACUUGGGUGGCACAACAGAGCAUCAGAGCAGCAAUUGUCACAUUUGCCAGGCUUACAGUCGCUUAUUUGGCCAAGUUUAAUAUUAAAAUACAUACAUGCACUUAUAAUUUAAUUUGAAUAACAAUACAAAAAAUGGACUUAAAGAUAGACAGCAAAAUCAGACUGCGCAAAGACUUGGGCAAUGAGGGUAAUGAUGAGAUUGUAAGGCGCUGCACGUUCCAGUUCCGUCUCUUGCAACAUAUUCCGAUGCAGCACAGCGGCGCGUCCAAUGCAACGCAAAGUGCUGAACACGUGCGGCUCCAGCGGCAGAUGCAGACAAACCAGGGUGGCAUAAAGCCAUCGUGCCAGCCAAGUGUCGCGCCAUAAAUCAAAGGGUUGCGCGCUGGCCGAGGUGCUGGGCUCAUCACUGGACUCCUGCUCCGGUUGUAGCCACUUGCAGAGCAGCUCUAGGAGCAGCUCCAAGUCGUUUUGGCUCAGACGGAGCAAGGUGCUCAGCAGCGGCUGUUGUUGCUGGCAGAACUGCAACCACUUUGCGGCAUCUGUGGUCAAUGGUGGCUCCACUUUUUGGUCGUAGUGCUGGGCAUCUAGCUCACCGCGCAAGGUGGUGACACGUUGACGCGCCUCCUGGAAACUCUUGACCUGGACAUUGCGCCACUCUGGUGUUGGCAGCAGGCACUUGUGCGGCGGCAGUGGAGGCUAAAGAGAACAUUCACUUUACUCAAUUGAGGACAACAAUAUGCUAACAACUUACGCUUGCAACCAUUUCGAUGUUGUUGCACACAUCGCUUUUAAUUUUGGCGGAACGUUUGGUCACAAUAGCUGGGCAACGUUUGCGUUCGUAAAGCAUGUGCAUUAGAUACUCCUCGCCGUUCUGUGGCUGCUUCUCGGGAUCAAAGUUUUCAUCUGGCUCCUGUAUUUCCAAAGCUUGCAACUGAAACGAUUCUUCUUCGGUUUGCAUUUUGAUCAACGAAAUAAA
This is a messenger RNA of Drosophila sulfurigaster albostrigata, 1842 nucleotides long. Its product is annotated as spermatogenesis associated 6-like protein. Gene Ontology annotation, molecular function: myosin light chain binding. The record is from RefSeq and is a predicted model, not a curated record. The transcript is spliced from 2 exons. Gene Ontology annotation, biological process: spermatogenesis. The coding region runs from base 155 to 946 and encodes 263 amino acids. NCBI's taxonomy places the organism in Eukaryota, Metazoa, Arthropoda, Insecta, Diptera, Drosophilidae.